CACUUUAACAAGCAUUGAUAUUAUCGCAGACAAUUUCCUUGGUAAUAAGAUUUAUAUACAAAAUCGGAUGAUGCAGUUAUUUCCAAUGACUGUACUUAUUUUUUCUGUUUAACAAUAUAGAAGCGUCAGGUUUAAUGGAGAUCGUUUAUAAUGGUAGUAUUAUAACUAAACUUUUAUCGAACUAUAGAUACGAGCUUAUUCUAGGUAUACAACUGAGCACAUGCUUUUGUCUGGCUUAACAUUUUCUAAAAAUAAACACUAAGAUGUUAACAAGAAGUAACAAUUUAGAAUGGAAAUUAGCAAACAACACUAAUAAAAUUAUUAAAUUAUCUUUCCCAAGAAAUCUCUGCAAGAUAAGGCAAUGGACUGACACUCACUGGACUUUUGACAAAAAUUAUCGACGAUAUUACUCGAUAUCCAAUAUAAAAGAACACAGGUUCCAGAUUAGGUUCAGUUUCACGUGUUUGUUCCAAUUAACCGACACGAUGUGGUUAAGGUUUUUGAUAUUUGGACUUCUUAGUUGCUACGUUUUAGCAGACAGUAGUGAUAUUCCGUGUCCUCCUGUAGACGGUCCUGACGCAGUAUAUUUCCCACACGAAUCAGACUGCAGCAAAUUCUACGAAUGUUCUAAUGGUGUAGCUUACCUCUUCGAUUGUCCAGCUGGACUAGAUUUCAACCCGGUUAAAAACGUUUGCGAUUAUCCAGAGCAAGCAGGCUGCAGAAAUCGAACCACUGUUUCUCCAUCUUCUUCCACUUCCUCAACUGCUUCUCCAAUUUCUUCAUCCACGGAAAGCUCAUCCGCUUCCACUUCUGUCCCGUCAAGUUCAAGUGCACAGACUACAGAAAGCAGCAGCGAGAAUCCUCCUGUGACAACGUCAGUGUCGACUUCGUCUUCGUCUAAGCCUACUUCUGCUUCUACUAGUGCAAAGCCCUCAACGUCAACACCAUCUAAAUCCACUUCACCUACUAAACCAACUCAACCUACCAAACCAACUCAAUCUACUAAACCAUCUAAACCUACUCAACCAUCCAAACCAACUACGCCUAACGAUGAUGAUUCCAAUGAAUCUGACGAUUCUAAUGAAUCAAAUGAUAGCAACGAUUCGGAUUCUUCUAACGAAUCUAACGACUCUGACGACUCCGAUGAUUCGAAGGACGAUGAUGACUCCGAUGAAUCUAGUGAUUCUGAUGACUCCGAUGACUCUAGUGACUCCGAUAGUUCUAGCGAUUCUGAUGAUGAUUCAGACAGCGAUUCUGAUGACGAUUCCGACGAUGAUUCCGAUUCUUCUAGAGAUUCUAGAGAAUUUGCCGCACAAGGGGCUGAUGCUGAGAACUUGUUCAAGCUACUUUCUGGCGGUCUAGACAUAGAUCCUAUACAAGGCACAACUUGCGAUCCAGAGCAAAAUAUUGGAGCAAUGACGAACCAUCCUCAGUCUUGCACAAAAUAUCUUAAAUGCUAUAACGGUGUCACUCUUGUAAAAAGUUGUACAGACCAGUAUUACUUCGAUGAUGAUAUUGGCAUCUGUGUGGUACCGGGUUACACCACAUGUGUAAGUCAGUCGUAAGUGUGUUUGCAUUAAAGCUGUCAUCGAAUGCAGACUUGUAAAAAUAUAAAAUAAAAAUGUGAAUUAAAUGAA
This is a messenger RNA of Zophobas morio, 1637 nucleotides long. Its product is annotated as dentin sialophosphoprotein-like. Gene Ontology annotation, molecular function: chitin binding. Gene Ontology annotation, cellular component: extracellular region. Bases 264 to 1565 code for a protein of 433 amino acids. Lineage: Eukaryota; Metazoa; Arthropoda; Insecta; Coleoptera; Tenebrionidae. The record is from RefSeq and is a predicted model, not a curated record. The transcript has 5 exons.